Molecule: messenger RNA, 747 nt
Organism: Micromonas commoda
Lineage: Eukaryota; Viridiplantae; Chlorophyta; Mamiellophyceae; Mamiellales; Mamiellaceae
Exons: 1
Coding region: 1-747 (248 amino acids)
Source: RefSeq, a predicted model, not a curated record
AUGUCGACGCGACACCCAGUGACCACGAUCGGCGGCGCGCUGUGGCGCGUCGUCGCGGGUUUCUCCGUCGUCGAGGCGUGUUCGCUGUACCAGGGCGCGUUCGGCGCGCGCGUCGACCCGGAGGCGGAGCGCCGCGGCGCGCGAGCCGAUGCGCCAGGUCCGUCGUCGUCGUCGUCGUCGUCCACUGGCACGGGCGGUCGAAAUCGGCGGCGGCGGCGGGCUGGGACCGACGCGCCCGAGUGCGCGGAUUGCUCCGCGGCGCCGUUCAUCCUGCGCCAGGUCCGGAACAUGUACCUGCGCGGCGUCGUGGACGACGCCGCGUUCGCCGGGUCGGUGACGUUCGAGGACCCGGCUGUUUCGUGCGAGGGCAUCGGGGAGGUGCGCGAGGCGUUUCGCGCGGCGUCGCGGUUCGAACCCAGGGAGCUCGAACCCGCGAGCGUGACGCAGGUGGCGGAUGACACGUACGUGGUGCGCGUGUGCCUCGCCUGGACGCUCCCGGUGCUCGGCGAGACGCGCGUUCCCUCGGACGUCGUGGUCACCGUCGUGACCAAAGAAAAGCGCGAGGGGUUAGCGGCGGCGAGGAUGGCGAACGACAAGGACGGCCUGCCGGCGGUCGGGGUGAUCUGGCGCGUGGAGGAGCGAUGGAACGGCGCGAGACUCCUGGAGGGGUUCCCGUUCGACUUUACCCGACGGAUCGCGGGCCUGGUAUCGUUCGCGGCGACGCCGGCUCUGUUUGCCAAAAAAUAA